UGUAUUAUAAUUGUAUUAUAAUUGUAUUAUAAUUGUAUUAUAAUUAAAUGUUGCAAAAUCCCCCCUCCCCCUUUGCCCCUUUGGGUAAUGGUUUCCGCGCAUCCGCUAACACCAACUCAAUUGAGUUGUACAGUAUAUAAAUAACUAACUGUGAAAUAAAAACAUAAACAUAAACUUAAACAUAAACAUAAAUAUAAUUAUUAGUAGAGAAUGUCAAUAAGUACUCGUGUAUCAUUACAAUGGGUUCCUGAAGAUCCACAAGAGUUAUCUCAUACUAUGGCUUUUACAUCUCCCCAACAACACUAUAUAGAUAUUCGAAUUUAUAAAGUUAAGUAUCCUUAUCUUAGUGGAGAUGAAGGCAAAGAACCAUUUGAUAAAGUAUUUCAAUGGUUAUUGGUUGGGGAUCGUGAAGUUAUUCCUAAUACUCUGAAAGUUAGUUUUAAAAAUUCUAUUGAUUCUCAAGCAGUAACUAGAUCAAUUAAUACUAAUACACCAUUAGUUAUUGGAACUGAUAUUGGAGAUUUUUCAGAAAUUGAUGGUAGUUCUGAUAGUAAAGAAGUGGGAUCGAUGAUUAAUCCAACUACCGGAAAAUUACAAGAAUAUGUAGAGAUUUGGAGAUUAUUAGAUCCUAUUAAGAAUAAUCCUAGUGAAGAAGUUAAACAAGAAAAUGUAAAUUUGCUUGUACCUGUAUUCACCUUAAAGAUUCAAGAAAUUGAAGGUCAAUCUAUUAUAGGAAAACUAGUACGAUUAGGUAAUUGGAUUCAAGGUAUUACAUUUAAUCUGUCUACUAAUACUUUUAAUGUUAUUCGAAGUUUCUAUAAUGGUUCUGAAUGGAAUAAUCAAAUUGAAUACGGAGAUAAAUCAAUAUUCCCGUUAACAUUUACUGGAACUUAUGGACAAAUCAUUAAAACUUCUGAUCCGGCAAUUGUCUGGGAAUGUAUAGAAGUAGAUAAUAUUUAA
Messenger RNA from Scheffersomyces amazonensis, 960 nucleotides. RefSeq lists its product as uncharacterized. The record is from RefSeq and is a predicted model, not a curated record. The transcript has a single exon. The coding region runs from base 211 to 960 and encodes 249 amino acids. NCBI's taxonomy places the organism in Eukaryota, Fungi, Ascomycota, Pichiomycetes, Serinales, Debaryomycetaceae.